UCCUCAACUUCACUAAUCAGAGGAAGAAAAAAAAAAAAAAAACAACAACAACAACAAAGUUUUCAAGAUUCUAUAAGUGCAAAUUCAUCAGCAAAAUGAAGCCAGUGGUACAUGAAAACAAUGGCAAAGUGACCAUCAAAACAGAGUGCAGAGCAAAUGAAGAAGAAGGAAGAAAACACGUAGAGAAAUUGGAACUGGACACGAAAAAUGUUGACACCGUUAAGUACAUUGAAAAAAAGUUAACGGAAAAAGGGGUACAGAGAUUAGAACGGCAUCCAGUUGACGGGUUACCGUUAAAGCAUGAUCCGAAAAAGGGACACGGUGGAAAGUACACGUGGGAAGGACCCGAUAAGGAAGCUGUUAAUGAAUUGGACCCGGCCCCACCCGCAUUGGAUGAGAAGGAUCCGAAUUAUGUGGAUGAAGAAAUAGAAGAGAAGGUGGUUAAAGAUGAAGUUGUGGUGGGUGAAAUUGAUGUGCCAAAAUUGGUUGAAGAAGGUGUUGCUAGACUUGAUGUUGAUCCUAAUUUGAAGGUUAAUAAUUGAAAGAAUUAUUAACUAGUGUAAUUAGGUUUGUUAACUAGUAUUUGGCAUUGUAAAGAUGAUCAUGUGAUGUAAUAAUAAAUUGUUGUUUGUUUGGUCAAA
This is a messenger RNA of Lycium barbarum (goji berry), 641 nucleotides long. RefSeq lists its product as uncharacterized. The transcript is spliced from 2 exons. Bases 96 to 542 code for a protein of 148 amino acids. NCBI's taxonomy places the organism in Eukaryota, Viridiplantae, Streptophyta, Magnoliopsida, Solanales, Solanaceae. The record is from RefSeq and is a predicted model, not a curated record.